CCUUCAGACUCAGACUGAAAAGGAGACUACCUAAGAGGGCACUUUCCCUGCCUGACUGCAGACCUGGGAUAUUGGUCCUUUCCAGCCGUUGGGCUUGAACUGAAACUCAACUCUUCCGGGGUCUUGGGCCUGCUGACUUUUGAAUUGUAACUGACAUCAUUGGCCCUUCUGGCUCUCCGGCCUUCCACAGAUCUUGGGACUUCCAUAAUAGUGUCGUUGAAAAGCCGGGCGUCAUGAUGACGGAGCGCUUUGACUGCCACCACUGUGAAGAAUCUCUCUUUGGCAAGAAGUACAUCCUGAGGGAGGAGAGCCCCUACUGCAUUGGGUGCUUUGAGGCUCUGUAUGCCAGCACUUGCGAGGAGUGUGGGAAGCCCAUCGGCUGUGACUGCAAGGACUUGUCCUACAAGGACCGACACUGGCAUGAGGCCUGUUUCCACUGCUCGCGGUGCAAGAGCUCACUGGUGGACAAGCCCUUCGCUGCCAAGGAGGACCAGCUGCUCUGCAUGGACUGCUACUCCCACCAGUACUCGUCCAAGUGCCAGGAAUGCAAGGAGACCAUCAUGCCAGGUACCCGCAAGAUGGAGUACAAGGACAACAGCUGGCACGAGACCUGCUUCAUCUGCCACCGCUGCCAGCAGCCAAUUGGCACCAAGAGCUUCAUCCCUAAGGACAACCAGAACUUCUGUGUGCCCUGCUACGAGAAACAGUACGCCUUGCAGUGUGUUCAGUGUAAAAAGCCUAUCACCACGGGAGGCGUCACGUACCGGGAGCAGCCCUGGCACCGGGAAUGCUUUGUGUGCACGGCCUGCAAGAAGCCGCUGUCGGGGCAGCGCUUCACGUCCCGGGACGAGUUCGCCUACUGCCUGAGCUGCUUCUGUGACUUGUAUGCCAAGAAGUGCGCCGGCUGCACCAACCCCAUCAGCGGACUGGGUGGCACAAAGUACAUCUCCUUUGAGGAGCGACAGUGGCACAACGACUGUUUCAACUGCAAGAAGUGCUCCCUCUCCCUGGUGGGGCGAGGCUUCCUCACAGAGAGAGACGACAUCCUGUGCCCGGACUGUGGGAAAGACAUCUGAAGUCCACACCGCUGACUGCUGGCGACACUCACGGAUUUAUGUACGCUGUCCUUCUCAGCCAGGCAGUAUUGCGUCUGGUCUCCACCGGCCGCGUUGAGACUCUCCUCUUGUGCUUUUCUCAGUGAUAUCCACGUUUGUUUAAACCCUUUAAUCCUUUGUACUAGUUCAGUCCCAGGGAAGGAGGAAACCCCUGUGUAAACCCUCGGUGGGAAGCUGGUUUUGGAGUUUUGUAAUCAAGCAAGGCAAAUCCAAGUGCAAAAAUCCUUUCGAAUGACAGCUUUGUUAAUGUAUCUUUCUUUCACUGCGUAUUUAAUUUUUAAGUGCAAUUAACAUGUCACGAACUCGAGUUUCCCAAACCACACGAGAUAAUGCAGAGUAGGUAUUUACAAGUAUGUAACUUCCUGUCACGUAAGCCCUAAAGCAAGAUUAUACAGCUUACAAUAAAGUUAUCCCGAACAAAAUGGCCA
Molecule: messenger RNA, 1543 nt
Organism: Herpailurus yagouaroundi (jaguarundi)
Lineage: Eukaryota; Metazoa; Chordata; Mammalia; Carnivora; Felidae
Gene: FHL2
Product: four and a half LIM domains 2
Exons: 6
Coding region: 234-1076 (280 amino acids)
Biological process (GO): negative regulation of transcription by RNA polymerase II; negative regulation of calcineurin-NFAT signaling cascade
Cellular component (GO): nucleus; Z disc
Molecular function (GO): transcription factor binding; transcription coregulator activity
Source: RefSeq, a predicted model, not a curated record